UUGCUGCAUGGGGCUUGGCGGAUGUGGAAGUGGUGACGUCAUUCAAUAUUCACAACACAACUCGUCACGCGAAAGACCGUCAACAAAUUGCUCGUUCAUUGAAAAUAUAGGAUAUGGCUUCGCAUAAGGACCAGGUCCUUUAUGAGAAAGAAAGUGUAUUCAUUCACAUCAAUGUCCAAGAUUCUAAGGAUAAAGAUGCUCACAUCCAGGGGAGAGUUUUCCUCAUCAAAAAGCAUGAUGGAACAUACAUAGAGUGGAGGGCAGAGGACCUUGUGGCUGUGGAUGGUCAGUCGGACCAGGACUGGGCAGUCAUUGGGGGCAGUGUCAGCAGUGUCAGUUACAAGAAUGACCGAGAGGCAGAUUCAGUCUCCAUGAAUGCCAAGAUGGACGCCCGUCGUAAAUAUAACAUCAGUUUUGAUGUGUUGGACCUGAAAAGUUUCAAACGUAGUGCUCCAAAUCAUGGUUGGGCCUAUAUCAUCUUUAUCCUGAAGGAUGGCACAACGUACCCUGCGCUGCACUUCCACAAUGGUGGCAGCAAGGCAUUACUCCGGGAUCUGGAGCAGUUUGUACAUAUCCGCAGAUCUCCCAACGACACCCGACUUUUCAUAAUUCAGGAACAUGAUCCAGAGAUGCUCUCUAAAUCCUUCGAUGAGCUGCAUCUCUUCGCUGAUUCUCAAGGGGACCUUGUCUCGAAGUUCAUCAAAGACCCAUACACCACGACCAUGGGGGGCUUCUCGAAAGUGACCAACUUCCUGCGUGACACCCUGAUGCAGCAGGAUAACCCCAUGACACGGCCUCGUGAGGAGGUCGCAGAGCUGCUGCAGGAGGACAUUCCAGGCAUGGAGAUCAGUCACCAGGAUGAACCAGGAUUUGAGGUUGUCACAAAGACCAAACUGCCGAAGCGGCCUGAGGUAAAACGAGGUGAGCCUUUGAACCAGCAGCAAUGGACGGCUCAGAUGGAUGAUGAAGGACGCAUCAAAGACCCAGAACAUGUCAAGGACAUCAUUUUCAGAGGGGGAAUCGACCCAGUAAUUCGUGGUGAGGUGUGGAAGUUUCUUCUGGGUUUCUAUCGAUGGGAUGCAACCUUCAAACAGAGACAAGAUGAGCGCAAACGGAGAGUAGAUGACUAUUUCCGCAUGAAGCUGCAGUGGAAGACCAUCAGCUCAGAACAGGAGCGCAGAUUUGCCUUGCUGAGGGAGAGAAAAGGGCUUAUUGACAAGGAUGUGACGAGGACAGACCGGACACAGAAGUUCUUUGUGGGCGAAAACAAUCAGAAUUUGCAGGUGCUCAACGACAUCCUCAUGACCUACUGCAUGUACAACUUUGAUCUAGGCUAUGUCCAGGGCAUGAGUGACCUCCUCUCCCCCAUCCUGGUUGUCAUGGAGAAUGAAGUUGAUGCCUUCUGGUGUUUUGCAGGAUUUAUGGAGAGAGUGGCACACAAUUUUGAAAUGGACCAGAAUGGGAUGAAAGUGCAGCUGUCUCAGAUCCACAAGCUUAUGCAGGUGUAUGACCCUGAGCUGUGCAACUACUUAGAGGGACAUGAUUCCGGCAACUUCUACUUCUGUUUCCGCUGGAUACUGAUUGUCUUCAAGAGAGAGUUUCAUUUCCACGAGAUACAGAGGUUAUGGGAGGUUGUGUGGACAGAUAGGCCAUGCAAGAACUUCCACCUUCUCAUGAGUCUGGCCAUCUUGGACACAGAGAAAACAACGUUGGUGGAGAACCGCUUUGGAUUUACCGAGAUUCUCAAGCACAUCAAUGACAUCAGCUUGUCAAUUGCCCUGGAUGACACGUUACGGAAGGCGGAAGGCAUCUUCCUGCAACUGAAGGCCUACAAGAAGCUGCCACAGACUGUCAAAGAAAUUCUUGGUCUGGCAACGUCUCCCGGGCACUCGACCUCCUCGUCAUCACGAAGCACGCCAGCCAGCACCCCUAUCAACUACGAGAGCAGUCCUCGUCUGGAGCUUCGCGGACUCAAUGUUACAAAUGGUACCAGUAACUGCAGCUCGUCAGUCACGACGCCUGAUGAUAGCAGCAUUGAAAUCCUGGCUGAGACAGCUGAUGCAGGGGUGACCAACUACUACCACUAAACACUGUGAUAAAUGCCAGGUAUGGCACAAGAUGCUGGAAGCAGGCCUAUGUACAUGUGGUAAGCUGGUCACAUCCCCAACAUCCAUUCCGUAUUUCGGUCAAGUGUCAAUAAUUAUACUUCUCUCCAACAAUGUAUUCAAACCAGAAACACUUUCUGUGGAAUUGUAUGAAAAACGUGUUUCCUGCCACUCGUUUCUUAUGCAUGUCUUAACCAGGUCAUUAUGUUGGGCCGGAUGUGUUAAGCUAUUACAAAUAUGCCAUCUCAAAAUGCUUUUGUAUGUAACAUAUACUAUGGGAAGCCAAGAUGAGGGACACAUAGUGAUCGGGUAACAUUGACCAGUCUGCAGCCAUCAUAUGCCUUGAUGCUCUUCCUAGUCCUAUAUGUACGGGUUGUGUCAGAAAGAGAGAGAGAGAGAGGUGUGUUUGUAUUUCACUGUGGUUGAGUGUCCUGGAGCCUUAUUUAUUGUUACCUGGAAUACAAAAAGUGUCGGCCAUUUAAUUUGGAUUCAGAUUAUGUCAUGACGUUACCUAGAAUACAGAAAAUACAAGGACAACAUUGCCUUGCGUAACAAAAAUGUCUUGUUAUCUUGCAUACAAAGCAGGGAUACAUAGUCAUACAGCUUGUUACAGCUUGGAUAUUGAGAAAAACAUCUUUAUACCUUGGAUGCUAGAAUAUCAUGUUGUUGUCAGUGGUUAAAAAAAUGUGAGCUUGUCACCUAUGAUUAAGGGUGUACCACUUCGUGUUUGUAAAUAGACUUUUGCCGAUUGAUUAUGUUGAGAUGAUCAUGGAGGAUAUUUUAUUUCUCAAGAAUUACAUGUAGGUACAGUAGGUGUUGAUUUUCAACAUUUUCUUAUAAUUCAAAGUAUGCUCUAUUGUUUUCUUUAACCAGAUGUUAAUUUGUAUUCCGUGAUUUUUACAAUGCUUGUACAUGAUUGGAUAUGUUGACAUUUGUAUAUGUUGGAUUCCUGUGAAAGUGUAUGCCCUGAAGGUCUGGUACAACUAGUUAGUUUCUUCCUGUUGACAAUGCAUAUGGAUCUGUUGCUCAGCAAGAUGCUCCACACUACAGCUACAGAGGUGCAGUGUGCUGUGACAGGUAGCUUGUCUUCAUGUCACACUGCUUUCUGGCUUAAAUGUGAUCACAUCACACUGGUGUACAGCCAUGUGCUUCUUUCUUUUUGUGCCUUUGGUCGUGUGUUUUUUGACCAUAUGCACAUCCAUUGUCAGCAAGAACUCAGGCCAUAACAGCAAGUUUGCAGGACUCUGUUCGUCAUGCUUAUGUCCAUUUUUAAAACAGUAUUUAAUCAAAAUGUAAGAUUAAUUUAUCCAUGUUUAUGGUGAUAGUGAAUGUCUGAUCUCUUCUCUUGUGUCUGAAGAUAUUUUAUGCAGCUUGUGUGAGAAACAAGAUGAUGAAAGUGUUGAAUGAUGAGCCUGAAAGUCAAGAGUUUGUGAAUGUUGUGAGCACAAAGGGAUGUAAAUUUGCUUCAGGUAUGUUACUAAAGCUUUGAUUCAGGUGCAAUACAUUAUUGAUGCUGAUUUAACUGAUGAGAUUGCCUUCGGGAAAACAGCAUGAUUGUAUUUAAUGGAGGAGUAUAUCUGUAAAACUAGAUUAUUGCAUGAAAGUAAGACAUUUCUCCUUACUAAUUUUCUGCACCAAUACUAUUCAUCAUCUAAGGUCAUAUUCCAUAUGUUGACCGUAGAUGCUGGAAUGAAUGAUUACAAUAUCAUGUGAUUGUCUCUGGACAAUGAAAAUGGUCAUUGACCAUUUAUUAUGUGAUACUAACAUACAAUGUUUUUGUUCCUUCAGAUAGUGUAUGACUGUGACCAGUGCAGUUUUGAAACAACAACCUGGUGUGUGUGUAGCCUGUGUUCUUUCUUGCAUGCCAUGUAGGUUUUGAGGAUACAACUGUAUGAUACUGAGAAUCUUGAACCACUACCUAGGGGGGGGGGGGGGGGG
Messenger RNA from Haliotis rufescens (red abalone), 4043 nucleotides. Its product is annotated as TBC1 domain family member 15-like. Gene Ontology annotation, molecular function: GTPase activator activity. Gene Ontology annotation, biological process: activation of GTPase activity. Bases 114 to 2087 code for a protein of 657 amino acids. The transcript has 15 exons. Lineage: Eukaryota; Metazoa; Mollusca; Gastropoda; Lepetellida; Haliotidae. The record is from RefSeq and is a predicted model, not a curated record.